Molecule: messenger RNA, 2862 nt
Organism: Orbilia oligospora ATCC 24927
Lineage: Eukaryota; Fungi; Ascomycota; Orbiliomycetes; Orbiliales; Orbiliaceae
Exons: 3
Coding region: 1-2862 (953 amino acids)
Source: RefSeq, a predicted model, not a curated record
AUGGCGUCUAUAGCUUCUCCUCCCUCGGCGAGGAACAUCAUCAACAACAACACAAACACCAGCCCCCUGAUCCGUCCUCCCUCCGCUAUAUUAUCCUCAAAUGCGAACGAAGACCCAAGGUCGCUUGGACAGCAGGAAAUCGGUUUAAUAUCGAGAAUACAGGAGGACCAAGAGAACACAUACAAUGGCGAUGGUAACUUAUUCGCUGCUUCAGCUGACGAUGAUCAGCACUGGAAUGAGUCUGGAAAUGGAGGAUACAAGUUGGAAAGUGAUGGCACUGGAGCCCAUGACAAUCUCAAUCCGCCGUCCUCCUUUGACGCUCAACCGUCAUAUAAUACCUUCGACAGUAUUCCCAACGGCGCCGGCGAGGACCAAUUUGGAACCUGGGACCCACAGCAUCCGCUUACCGCUCUAUUCAAUCCUCCAGAACCGGAUCCUAUUCAACGGAGCUUCACUGCACCGGCCACCAGUUUCCCCCUCACUCUUCAGGAAAGACGGCUGGCUCUGAGGAACUCUCACAUGCGAGCGACCCCAAUGGCCAGUUCGAUAAAACACGAUGAUGUCAAGGGGCUGAGUAAGGCUGCGAAUGCUCUCAGGAACAAACAUUUUACCUCCGUGGGGCGGUCCAAUACCGUUUCCUCGAGGCUGUCCGAUCGUACGGCCUCGGACGACGAUGCUAUCCACCAAUCUACAAACCGAAGAGGGUCCAGUAAUUUUGGAACUAUGCCAUCGAUACACGCUUCCCUCCGACAUCGUAAAACGCCGUCAGUCGAGCAAACCGGGUACAUUGAGCAUUUGGAAAAGCAGAUUAGCGACCUUAACGCGAAAUUACGCUCCUAUACCGACCCUACCUCGGAUAAAUCACAUGCCGCUAUAGUCCAACGGUUAAACGCCAAAGUUCGCAGCCUAGAGAAUCAGGUGAAUGAAUGGGAGGCCCUUUUCGACGAACGGAUACGUGAAACCGAACGAAUUAAUUCUCGUGAAAGGAGUUCUAAUAAUUCCCAGAUUAAACUACUUAAGGAGCAGGUGGAGACUCUCACUCAAAACGUUACCAACUUAGAAGACGAUUUGGAUUUCGAGAAGAAACAGAACACCGCUCUUACUCUGGCAGUGAGCGAUAAGAAGGCUUUGGCUAUGGACAAUGCCCAACUUGCUCAAGCACUUACUAAUGCAUUAGGUGAAAUAGCGGAGUUGGAAGCACAAGCACAGGAGAGAGAAGAUAGUAUGAUGUAUGCGGGUGGUAGUGUUACUGGCAGCCAGAAAGCAAUGACACUCGGACAGCUCAUGAUUGACGUUACGCCGAAACCAAGAUCCUUAGAAACAUUCGCCGAUCUCAACCUGCCAUCCGGAAACACAAUGGAUAAGCAGCACUCGCCUUUCUCGCCGACGGAUGCCGCCUGGCAAACCCUUAGCCCCACAACCUCUAAUGCUAGCACCCAGGAUAUGCCGAUAAGGCACCGAAAGAUGAGAAAGUUCCCGUCCGGCAUAUCAGCACCGAAACAACUUAUCCUAUCGCCAUCGUCAUCCCGUCGCUCGUCAGUCGAAUUCGUUCGUGGUCACUCCAGAAACGCUAGUAGCUCCUGGGGAAGCCCACGGCUCGAAAGAAUGGGCGGUGGACGCAACUCCUUAUUCGAAGAAUUGGAGAAGAUGCAUGAGGAUGGCAUGGUAGCAGCAAUCCAUGACGAAACCCUAUCCGUUAUCGGCUCUCAGGCCCCCGCAGAAGUAAGUGAAGCAGAGCCAGAACAUCACCGUGGCAACUCCACAUCCCCCACCGAUACCGAAACAAGCGACUCCGAGGACUCUCCACAGUCUAGGUCGCUUCCUACCUCCUCCUCCCCUACCUCCCCCUCCUCUCAGCCAUCUUCCGCAAAGUCGUCAAGGCUCGGAAGCGUCGGUUAUGUCCUGUUCUCCCCUCUGCGAGUCACUUCUGCAGUCAUUUCCUCCAUCGGGCGCGGCGUUCUUUCACCCCGUUCAACGCUUAGAGACAUGCGCCAACGCGCUAUGGAACAGCUCAUAGAAGUUUCCGAACUCGAAGAAAGUUUUGGUUCCGAUAUCCUAUUCGGCGAUCAAUACGAUGAACAUCUCCGCACCGGCGGUGAAAAGCUUAUGCAGUCGCCCGAUCUGCAAUCGGGUGGAUCCAUGCGAUCUGGUCAUUCUCUCGAUUUUAGAGAUAAUAUGGAAUCUAUUACUACCGCCAUGACGCCACCGCAUAAGAGCAACGGUACAUUGCACCGACGGAAUCGACGACGGGCCUCCCAGCACACACAAGGCUAUAUUACCAGCGACGAAGAGGUUCAAGUUGUGUUCUCGGGCAGCAAAUCGAGAAGUUAUCAUGACGCUGGCGACCCUAUCACACCUUGCAAGACACGAAGAAAGUCCACAAAACCAGAUGGGAACAAACCAAUCCUCCCAGUAAAACCACAGCCGAACGCCCGCGAACGUUUACAACGCCGACGAACAAGCUCUGCUUCUCAUGGGCUAGGAAUUGGCGAUACACGAUACCCACCACCGUACACAGAAUUCGCAUCCGGGGUCAAAGAUGACGGAUGGAGAACGGAAAACUCGCAAGGAGAAAUCAGCAGUUCCAGUGAUGAUGAACGUCCUGGACUUUGGAUAUCACAAGAACAGCUUCGAGCACUACGACAGGAUCUAGAUCGCGGCGGCUUGUUGAAAGCAAUGGGCAUCUCUAAUGAGAAUAAUAUGGUCCUAUGGACGAAGUUGCUCAUUGGAUUCAUGGCCACGAUGUUUGUGGCUCUGAGAGAUGGGCCUAGCGUUGCUUUGGAACGGGUAGAUGGUACAAAAAGUCAAGCUACUACACCCGUGAAGAAGAGAGAUGUGAGAAGGGAUAUAGAUGAGGAUUGA